AUGCCUUCUACGGCGUCGUCACGAAACAACCGGUCCUUCGAAGACCGGCGUCACUUUCCAGCCAACGGCUCUAUUGCAGACCAGCGUGAGCUCAGGGAAAGUCUAUGCCGGGAGAUGGAUUCCAUGAAUCGUGAGGUCGAUGAUGUAAGGGCAAGUGUUUUGGAGAUGUCCCAUUUGAUCGAUGACCUGAGGAACCAUUUUUAUUCACUCCAGACAGCGUAUGUCAGCGCAUCAAAUGACAUAGUUAAGAUGAAGAAGAUGCUUAUUGUUACAAGUCUAUUCGGAGUGGUCACUGUUGCGGGAGUGGUGGCAGAUUACAAGUGGUUCUGA
Messenger RNA from Lactuca virosa, 330 nucleotides. The record is from the annotation of a GenBank genome assembly. Lineage: Eukaryota; Viridiplantae; Streptophyta; Magnoliopsida; Asterales; Asteraceae.